Messenger RNA from Balaenoptera acutorostrata (minke whale), 2934 nucleotides. It is a transcript of the gene TSLIG3B, whose product is annotated as family with sequence similarity 98 member B. Lineage: Eukaryota; Metazoa; Chordata; Mammalia; Artiodactyla; Balaenopteridae. Bases 23 to 1255 code for a protein of 410 amino acids. The transcript has 8 exons. Gene Ontology annotation, cellular component: tRNA-splicing ligase complex. The record is from RefSeq and is a predicted model, not a curated record.
AACAGCUUUGGGCCGAAGGACCAUGAGAGGGCCGGAACCGGGUCCCGAAGCUACGAUGGAGGGGGACGUGCUUGACACUCUAGAGGCGCUGGGGUAUGAGGGACCACUGUUAGAAGAGCAAGCCCUUAUGAAGGCAGCAGAGGGUGGACUAUCUUCACCUGAAUUUUCAGAGCUCUGUGUUUGGUUAGGCUCUCAAAUAAAAUCAUUGUGCAACUUGGAAGAAAGUAUCACUUCAGCUGGGAAAGAUGAUCUAGAAAGCUUCCAGCUUGAGAUAAGUGGCUUUUUAAAAGAAAUGGCAUGUCCAUAUUCUGUACUCGUAUCAGGAGAUAUUAAAGACCGUUUAAAAAAGAAGGAUGACUGUUUGAAACUUCUAUUAUUUUUAAGCACAGAGCUUCAAGCUUUACAGAUAUUACAGAACAAGAAACGUAAAAAUUCUCAAUUAGAUAAAAAUAGUGAAAUUUAUCAGGAAGUUCAAGCUAUCUGCGAUACCCUUGGUAUUCCCAAGUCAGCAACUUCUGACAUUCCACUUAUGCUGAACCAAGUGGAAUCAAAGGUGAAAGAUAUUCUCUCACAAGUCCAGAAAAAUCAUGUGGGAAAACCACUGCUAAAAAUUGAUUUAAGUCUGGAACAGGCGGAACAACUGGAAAGAAUCAAUGAUGCCCUUUCCUGUGAAUAUGAGUGCCGUCGGCGGAUGUUGAUGAAACGAUUAGAUGUAACAGUGCAGUCCUUUGGAUGGUCUGAUAGAGCAAAGAUAAAAACAGAUGACAUAGCAAGAAUUUACCAGCCUAAGCGUUAUGCUUUGUCACCCAAGACAACAAUAACCUUGGCACAUCUACUUGCUGCCCGUGAAGAUCUAUCCAAGAUCAUCAGGACAAGUAGUGGCUCCAGCCGGGAGAAGACAGCAUGUGCCAUUAAUAAGGUGCUGAUGGGAAGGGUGCCUGACAGGGGAGGACGGCCGAAUGAAAUUGAACCACCACCCCCUGAAAUGCCCCCUUGGCAAAAGAGACAAGAAGGCGGUGGAAGGGGUGGUUGGGGUGGUGGAGGUGGUGGUAGAGGAGGUGGUGGGAGUGGAAGAGGUGGUUGGGGAGGGGGAGGGGGGUGGAGUGGAGGUGGAGGAGGGGGUGGUAGAGGAGGAGGUUUCCAAGGCAGGGGAGAUUAUGGUGGAAGAGGGGGCUAUGGAGGAAGAGGGGGCUAUGGUGGAAGAGGUUAUGGAGAUCCAUAUGGAGGAGGUGGUGGUGGAUAUAGAAGAUAUUAAAAGCUACAGCAUUUAGAUAGCAGGCUUACUUCUUAAUAGAUACAUUAGGCAUAGUGUUCUAAAUAACUACUUGAAUGUCAUCUUUGAAGUAAACACCAUGUUAGAUUCCCUGAUGAUAUCAUUCUUGAAUUGGGUUUAGUAUGUAAAGAGCAUUGUUUUAUACUACUAUUUGAUCUCUUAGACAAAGUGAUGAUUUUUUCCAUAUUCUGUGUACUCUUGAGCAUGUUAUGUCUUUUUAAGAAACAAAAAAAAACCGAGCAAAAAUUAUUUUUAAAGUGUAAAUAUAUUAUUACCAUCAAACUUGGAAAAUAGAAAGUAUUUUAUUGUCAUGAUUGAAUUUAGAUUGUUACCUGUAUUUUAUUCAGGUCUGAAACACAUAAAUGACCCCACUUGUACUGGAAAGGAAUAUAGACUAUUGCCUUAUCUGUAUUCCUGUGGCUGUGUUUUGUGUUUGUUAAUACUACUUUACAAAAUAGGGAAAGGGACUGAUUGAUAGUUGUGUUCAAGAGGAAGGUUUCUUGACUUUUUCUUUCUUUUAUAUGAGCAAUUCCUCUAGCCAGGUUUGUGUUAAAAUUCUAUUAAUUGAAGCUGAAGUCUGUUUUUUGCUAUGCAUAUUUGAUUUAUUUUACAACUGGAUUUGAAAUCUGUAUAAUUUUGUUUGACUGACAGCAGAAUUAAAGACUGAGGUCAGAAUUACUCUAAAGGGACAAAGACAUGUACUAGUUUUACAUGAUGGUGUGAAAAAUAUUUCUGUAAAUUGGUUUCUUCAUCAUUUGUGCCAUCACUGUAGGUCUCCGAAUAUUAAAAGGCAGGCUGCAGUGUGCUACACAGGAUUAGGACACUCAUAUCCAGUUUCAGUAGAUCAGAGGUAGGGCCAGGGUAUCCCGUGGUAGUUCUGAUUCUCAGCUAGAUUUGGGAAACAAAGGGUUGGGGAAUGAUUAAAUGUGGUUUGGUGGUUGGAGCAGUCAAAGGCUUGGGAAUCAGGAGUUGUGAAUUCAAAUCAUGACACUAGCCUAGGGGUGCUAUGGGUUGAAAUGGCCAUAGCUCUCAAGGAUUAAUUUGUCCUCAUUUGUCAAAUAAGGAAUGUGAUACUUGUGCCUUCUCAGGUUGUUUUAAAAAGACCUAAGUACAAGUCCAAUUUGUUGAGAAUUUAUAAAGGCCUGUUGUGAAUGGUUUAAGAGGUGGCCCAAGUAAUGCAUUUUUCUCUUGGUGUAGAGAGAGAAAAAGAUACAGUCACAUAAAUUUUUUCAAUCCCACUUUAAAAUCUGUAGGCUCCUAAUCAGCUCUUGUGCGUAACAACUUUCUGUGGUCUAACCAGCUCAACAGAUAGAAGGCUGAGUACCUGUGGACAAAUGAUAUUUGAUAUUUGGCAGUGUUGUUCUUGUUGUUGUUUUGUUUUACAGUAAACCCUGUGGGGAAAUCUAAAAUAAUGUUAAACCUUUACAUAUUGUGUACACUGCAGUCUUGGCCAUGUAUUUUUCAAGCUAACCCUUCGAGGAAAUUUGUUCAGGAUGGGAAAACAUUUUUUUGGUUAUUUGUAAGCUUAGAUUUUUAAAAAAUUUUAUAUGUAAUGAAGAGAUUUAAUUUCAUUUGUGAUAGUUGAAGAAAAGGCUUUCCAUAUAAGGAAACACUUUUAUCAGUAGCUAUGAACUCUGAAAAAUAAAUAAUUUUAAAAAAUA